Molecule: messenger RNA, 1236 nt
Organism: Fusarium vanettenii 77-13-4
Lineage: Eukaryota; Fungi; Ascomycota; Sordariomycetes; Hypocreales; Nectriaceae
Exons: 2
Source: RefSeq, a predicted model, not a curated record
CCCCUUUCUUCAGGAGCCUACGGAUCUUAUCCUCGCCAUGUAAGAGAUGCAUUGCGUCACUGGCAAGAUGCCGCCGAGUCUGAACCCGACAAGUUCAUUCGAUACACCUUCCCCAAGAAGCUCGACGAGAUUCGCCAUCAAGUUGCUUCCUUUAUCAACGCCGAUGUUGAGGGACUUGUCCUCGUACCGAACGCGACUACGGGUUUGAACACAGUCCUCCGCAACCUAAGGUUCCGGUCUGGAGAUAAGAUCGUCUACUUUAGAGGAGUAUACGGGGCUAUUGGCAAGACGGUGGAUUAUCUGACGGAGACGACACCGGUUACGAGCCUUGAGGUUGAUUUCGACCCUACUCGAGAUACUGAGCAGUCGAUGCUGGAAAAAUUCACAAACAGUAUCAGGGAGCAUGGCAACAAGGUCAAGGUGGCCAUAUUUGACACCGUCAUGAGUAUGCCCGGCGUGAGGAUGCCGUUCGAGCAACUGACCAAGAUCUGCCGGCAACAUGGUAUCUUCAGUGUCAUUGACGGCGCACACGGCAUUGGCUUCAUCAAUCUGAACCUCAAAGAACUAGAUCCGGAUUUCUUUGUCACAAACUGUCACAAGUGGCUGUUCAUUCCCCGAGCAUGUGCAGUCUUGUACGUCGCACCUCGAAACCAACACCUGAUGCGUUCAUCUUUGCCAACCUCUCACGGCUUCGUGCCCCUGGGAGCCAACAAUCAUUUCAACCCCAACCAAUCCAAUGCCCAAAACGCGUUUGUGGCCCAGUUUGAGUACACCGGCACGAUUGACACGGCUCCAAUGCUAUGCAUCCCAGCAGCUCUCGAGUUUCGAAGUAGGGUCUGCGGAGGUGAAGAAGCCAUGAGGGAGUACUGCGUCGAUCUAGCCCGUGCUGGAGGACACGCCGUUGCUGAGAUACUGGGUACAGAAACCUUGUCGGUUCCUACUGGGAAAUAUGUCGGGUUUGCCAACGUUCGUCUGCCCCUGACAGUUCAGAAUCAUGCUACUUCAGUGAAAGGUAUACCGUCCAAGGAUAUUGGCGUUUCCAUCAAUUUCAUGUUUAGGAAAUUUACCGAGGAUUACCACACCUUUAUCAACGUCUUGUACUUUUCAGGUGCGCUGUGGGCAAGGUUUUCCGCUACCGUCUAUCUGGAUCUGGAUGAUUUCAAGUACGGCGGUAUGGUUCUGAAAAAGCUCUGUCAGAGGAUAGAAGGUGGAGAAUACUUAGCUCGGGAUGUAUGA